UAGUUGUUAGACAGUCAACUGCCAUAUUGCGUGUGUCGAUACACAAGAAUUUGUUUCGAUAAUUAAUUUACGGUUUUUUAAUUGACAAUACCGAGGAGAAUUGGCCACUGUCGUUAUUCAUGGAAUAGUGAAUGAAUUCGUGGAUCUAACGGCGAUUUUUGGGCUCGAGCUGUCGCCGGAGGUGAACGAGUUAACGGGGUUUUAAUAGGAUUCUUGGAAAACACCUUCUGACCACAAAGAUUUACGAUGUCGGUGGGGCCGUAUAAUUACUCCUACAUUUUUAAAUACAUCAUUAUUGGUGAUAUGGGCGUAGGAAAGUCCUGCCUGCUGCAUCAAUUCACCGAGAAGAAAUUUAUGGCAGACUGUCCACACACGAUUGGAGUGGAGUUUGGCACGAGAAUAAUCGAAGUCAAUGGUCAGAAAAUAAAAUUACAAAUAUGGGACACAGCUGGACAGGAGAGAUUCCGAGCUGUCACGAGGUCGUAUUAUCGUGGGGCAGCAGGGGCAUUAAUGGUGUAUGAUAUCACUCGGCGUUCCACUUAUAACCACCUGAGUAGCUGGUUGACAGACACGAGGAAUCUCACCAACCCAAGCACUGUGAUAUUCUUGAUUGGCAACAAAAGCGACCUUGAGGGUCAGAGAGACGUGACCUACGAGGAAGCAAAGCAAUUUGCCGAUGAGAAUGGUUUAAUGUUCGUCGAAGCCAGUGCAAAGACAGGUCACAACGUGGAGGAAGCCUUUUUAGACACGACCAAGAAAAUAUUCCAGAGUAUAAGAGAUGGACGUUUGGAUCUGAAUGCUGCUGAGUCUGGUGUUCAGCAUAAUCCUAGCCAACCAGGUCGUACCAAUCUGCAAGGUGUCACCAGUGAGCAACAGGGAGGCAAGGACUCCUGCUCCUGUUAGACUUAUUAUUUUUCUCCUGUAUAUAGGCCCACGAAUUAAGCAAUUACAAGAAAAAAAAUUAAAUAACUAAACAUAUAAUACUUACACAGACUAUAAAUAAUGGAACUUGACGUCCCAAAAUUUACACGAACACGAUAAUAAAGAGAAGUACACUCGCCCCCUUGUCUGUCUGAAGGAAAAAAAAACUCCUAACGUCCAUUAAAUCUACCCUCUCUCUAGUGGUUAAAGAAAAGGCAAGCAAUGGUGCAAAUGAAUUAUUAAUUCUACUUACUUUGGAAUGAGAAAUUAUCCGUCUCUGGGAUUCAAUACUCAGUUCAAACAUUCGCGCUAUUGGAAAUCAA
This is a messenger RNA of Fopius arisanus, 1244 nucleotides long. It is a transcript of the gene Rab14, whose product is annotated as RAS oncogene family member Rab14. Lineage: Eukaryota; Metazoa; Arthropoda; Insecta; Hymenoptera; Braconidae. Bases 247 to 903 code for a protein of 218 amino acids. The transcript has 7 exons. Gene Ontology annotation, molecular function: GTP binding; GTPase activity. Gene Ontology annotation, biological process: phagosome maturation; endocytic recycling; defense response to bacterium. The record is from RefSeq and is a predicted model, not a curated record. Gene Ontology annotation, cellular component: recycling endosome; trans-Golgi network; phagocytic vesicle.